GUAGUACAAUACAAGAAGUAGGUAAAUGAAAAGAGAAAAUAACAAGAAAGCUUUCCAUUCAAGUUUUCCAAUUCUAAACACUUAUUCAAGUAUACAACAUCAAGAAUUCUCCGGUAGAAUUCAUUCCGUGAAAUACAAGCUCAAACUUCUUUUAAAUUCCGGUCAAGAUUCUUGAUUAUAUUAUUGAUCAAGAGAUGACUAUGAACAAGAAAGGUUCAUGGAAAUGCAUAAUCUUGAGCUGUUACAAGACUGAACCGGUCUCCUUGCCGGAAUCUGAUGAAAAUCAGGCGUUAAAACCUACUUCUUUCCGGCGACGGUCGUUGUGGGAGUUGAGUAAUCCUAGCUCACCACUCUGUGUUGAAGAUCUCUCGAACUCGUUUGCCGGUCCGAAGUUGCAUAUUUUUACAUUUUCAGAAUCAAGAAACGUAACACAGAAUUUCUCAAGGAGUAAUUUGCUCGGAGAAGGUGGGUUCGGACCGGUGUAUAAGGGGUUUGUCGAUGAUAAACUCCGGCCCGGAUUGGUGGCUCAAUCUGUAGCUGUGAAGUCUCUUGAUUUGGAUGGAUUGCAAGGCCAUAGAGAGUGGAUGGCAGAAAUAAUAUUUCUUGGGCAGCUGAGACAUCCAUAUCUUGUUAAAUUGAUUGGAUAUUGUUGUGAAGAUGAUCAGAGACUAUUAGUUUAUGAAUACAUGCCAAGAGGAAGUUUAGAGAAUCAGCUUUUUAGAAGAUAUUCAGCUGCAUUGCCAUGGUCUGUCAGGAUGAAAAUUGCACUAGGUGCAGCUAAGGGUCUGGCAUUUCUCCAUCAAACUGAUCCACCUGUGAUCUAUAGAGACUUCAAAUCUUCAAAUAUCUUGUUGGACUCUGAUUACACUCCAAAACUAUCAGAUUUCGGAUUGGCAAAGGAUGGGCCUGAUGGAGACGAAACACAUAUAACAACCCGAAUCAUGGGCACGCAAGGCUAUGCUGCUCCAGAGUAUGUCAUGACAGGUCACCUAACAACAAUGAGCGACGUAUACAGUUUCGGCGUAGUUCUACUAGAAUUGUUAACCGGGAAACGUUCUAUGGACGACACACGUCCUAGUCGAGAGCAGAGUCUCGUAGAAUGGGUAAGACCGUCGUUGAAGGAUCUAAACAAGCUUGACAGGAUCAUUGAUCCGAGACUCGAAGGGCAAUAUUCGAGCAGCGGAGCUCAAAAGGCGGCUGCAUUAUGUUACAAAUGUCUGAGUCAUCAGCCAAAGGCUAGACCUACAAUGAGUCAUGUGGUAAACAAUUUGGAGUCUCUUCAGGAUUUUGAUGAUACAUUUUCUGCGCCAUUUGUUUACAUUGUUCCUAAUGAAAAUGGAACCAAGAAUUGCUUUGAAAGAAAAGAAGCUAGUGAAGAAAUCGGAACGAAUCACCGCCGUGGUUGGCGGCAUCGGAUCAAAUUACCGCUGUCUCGAAUGGCUUUUUCAGAUUCUGAUCUUUAUCAGAAUUUUGGAAAUGGAUAUAACUCUCCAGGAAAUUAAUUAGAUGGUAUAGAUGAUAGAAAUUUAUACAAGUAUAUAAAAGCUGAAAAUCAUACAUUUUAUUUUGGUUAGGUAAAUAAAAUCAUGAGCUAUCAAGUGUUUUAUGAUUUCAAUACAAAUUUUUAUUUUUUUUACGACUCCAAUCACCGACUGGAAAUACGAUUUAUCGGUGCUGAGUGGACACCGGAACUCAUCUUACCAUGCGUUUUGUUGUUGAGAUCCGAUGUUCUAUAUCAAUGCUUGUGGGUCGAAUUUUCAAUUAGCUAUUCGAGUUAUAUAAAAUUAAAAUUUAUAUUGAAAUCGCAAAAACACACUAUAAUUUAUGAUUUUAUUGGCCGUUAACCCUUUUAUUUUUCUAGAAUUAUUCAAAUGCCUUUUAAGUUUGUAACAUUGAUGCAAAACUGCAUGUAAUAGAGAAUAGAGAGUUGAAACUCCUGCAAGGGAAAUCAUAGAUAAUAAAAUUAUAGCCAAAGAAAAGAAAUUGGCAAUUUUCUUAGCAAA
This is a messenger RNA of Mercurialis annua (annual mercury), 2003 nucleotides long. Its product is annotated as probable serine/threonine-protein kinase PBL12. Gene Ontology annotation, biological process: protein phosphorylation. The record is from RefSeq and is a predicted model, not a curated record. Gene Ontology annotation, molecular function: protein kinase activity; ATP binding. Bases 195 to 1502 code for a protein of 435 amino acids. Lineage: Eukaryota; Viridiplantae; Streptophyta; Magnoliopsida; Malpighiales; Euphorbiaceae. The transcript is spliced from 5 exons.